AUCGCUUCCAAUGAAGUUGGAGUGCGGCCAACUUCUGAUUCAACUUAUCGCCUCAAAUAUUGCUUGGAAAAUUACCCAAUGUGAACACCGUAUAACCGCAAAUCGGAAAAAGUUGCCUUAAUGUCAAAACGAUGUAUUUGUUGUAUUUUUGGAUAUUUCUUGCCGUCAUUGCGCGUAUAAUUUGGUGUUUUAAUUUUUUUUUUGCUCAACCGAUCCCACCUUGUGAAAAUUCGCCUUGGUUUGGUUUCCGAGGUGCUGUCACAAAACAGCUGCAAUUGUCCUCCACCCAAAAUACAAAACAAAGUGGGUUGCAUCAAAUUAACCCAUCCUCCCAAAAGGACUGCUAUAUGUUAUAAAAGUAAAUGCAGAAAAGUGUCGGUGCAAACGUAUAUUCGUGAGCUUAAACAUAAAAACGAAUGCCCUCUUUAUUUCAAUUAAGUGCUGUUGUGGUAAAAGUAAUUUUAUUGAAAGUACAAUUUGUGUUGCAAAGUUCAUAUACAUACAUACCGGCAAGUGUGUUGUAAUUGCUGAAAAUUAUCAAAAACCCUAGCGCAUAGGUUAACUGGGGGGCGUGAAGGUUACAUAUAAUUAUCAUUUGCCAUUUGCUAAAACAAAAGUAAACACUGUUGAAUAGAAUAGGACAAAAGCGAGGAAGCGGAGAAAAAAGUUUUAGCUGCAAAAAUGACGCCUUUCGAUGAUUUUGCAUAUCUGAUUAAUCAUGUAUUGCUGGGAGACGAGCCGACGAUUGAGGAUUUCAUACUACUGGUGGGUACGCUGGUGGCGUUUAUAGCUUUUAUACUCUGGUGUUGCUUUCCCAUACAACCAAAGGACGCAACCAAUCAUCGCCAAUUCUCCUGCAAAUCCAUACAAAACUCACUCGAAUCCGCUCAGGUGCACAGCAGUUAUAGCAAAAGUGGCCCCUUGGCGCAUAAUGAGUACACUAUGAAGAAUGGCGGACACGCCUAUCAUUGUUGUACUUAAUCAAGUCGGCAACCGCAGCAGCCCACAUGUUUACUUACGCAAGUAAUCGAGGGAUUAAGUAAAAGUAUAAAAUUCAAUUUAAACACCUAAUGUAUGCUGUAGAGUAAACCGCUAUCCAAAAGACGACGCUAAUAAAGAGUGAGCCAACUACGAUAAACCAAGCAGUUUAUAACCAGUAUCGAAUAAGCAUAUGUAUGAACAAAGCUUAAUGGCAACUAUAGAAAGCAUAUUUAUUAAAAAAAAUAUUUCCCCAUCUAAGUUAAAGUCGAGUAUCGGUCACUACAUUAUUAAACAUAGUUGUAGUACGAAAAGUAAAUUUAAAAUGUAUUAUGCUGUAAAAUUAGGCGAAAACAAGGCUGCGCUUCGCUAAAGCGCCGUUCAUAAUUAAGAAAAUGAACGUUAAAUAGUAUGUUUAGUAUUGAAAAAAUGUUUUUUUUUGUAUGAUUUCAAUGCAAUUGAAAAUGUUUGUAUAUAAAAUACUCGAAUAGUAAUUAAAAUAUUCGUACAUGAAUUUAAAAUAUAUCGCAUAUUUGCAAUAUAGCACAGAUGUAUGCUAAAUGCAAAUAAACCCAAAUGAAAGACAGACGAUUGAAAGAAAAAUAAGUAAAUAGUAGAUGAGCGAUGUAGGUGCGAUUUUAUAUUUAAGAAAAUGUUAAUUUUAAUUUCUAAGAAAAUUAUUUAUGACAUGAAUUGUUAUAUUCAUUUUGUUCUAAUUUAAAUGUUUCAUUUAUUUUCAACAUGUCAUAUUCGUCGAAAAAAUUGCAUUGUAUUAUUAAAACAACAUACGUGAUAAACCCAAAGCUUGUUUAUUUUGGGAAGAACUGAGUAGAAGAAGUGGCUUUUGAAAAGGCCGCAGUCAUUCACAUUUAAUUUUGAGCACUUUGUAUAUAUGUAUGUAUGUAUGUAUAGCUGCAAUUUUCCGUAGUUUAAAUGUAGCUUGAAAGCGAUUUUUUUUCAAUGAAACAUUGAAAUGCCUUUUUUAAAUUGUUGCCUCUUUCUUUAUUUUAGCCAUUUGUAGCUUUAAAGAAUUUCUUAGAUAUACUUGCCAGCAUACAUCUGUUAGUAUUUAUUAAUAAAAAGCAAAACUUUGAAAUUUUUCAAAUUAAAAGUUGAAUAAAAGAUUGCUGAAUUACAAAUAUUGCACAUGAAACAAAUAUCCCUUACUUAUAAAGUGUUGAACAGAUUGAAAAUAAAAGCAACAAGCCCUUGAAUGUUCCGCUGAAUACUUCUAGAAGCGUAA
This is a messenger RNA of Rhagoletis zephyria (snowberry fruit fly), 2221 nucleotides long. RefSeq lists its product as uncharacterized. Lineage: Eukaryota; Metazoa; Arthropoda; Insecta; Diptera; Tephritidae. The record is from RefSeq and is a predicted model, not a curated record.